Messenger RNA from Schistosoma curassoni, 3167 nucleotides. NCBI's taxonomy places the organism in Eukaryota, Metazoa, Platyhelminthes, Trematoda, Strigeidida, Schistosomatidae. The record is from the annotation of a GenBank genome assembly.
CAACCGCGUAUUUUCAAGCUGAGUACAGGACCUUGAAUAAUCUCAUCACUGUAAAUGUUGGGCUGUGAUUGUAGUGAUGAUGAUCUUGAUAGAUUACUUGAAAUUGAUGAAGAAGUAAAGUAUGAAAAUCAACAAUUACCGAUUGUCGACUUGGACACAAAUAACCGCUCCCCAAAUCCUAGCCAUAAGAGAACUCUAUCACUGGAUUUAGAGCAAUGUAGCUCAUCAAAAAUAUUAAAGACAUUAGUGGCUGACCAUGAGGAGGACAAGCUCCAAGAUAAUAUUCAGCCAUGUACAUCUAUACCAACAAAUGCUGGUCUAUUGAAAAGGAUUCCAUUGGUCGGGGAUUAUGUUUCAUUGACGUUUAAUAGUGGUGAACGAUUUUAUCUGAGUUUUGGUGAAUCCGACAUUGAUGAUUUACCUGAUAAAUUUAACAAGUAUUCUUGUAACUAUGAAUCAUCAGAUUUGGUGUAUAAAGCUGAGGAACUUCUGAAGAAUUCCAAGUCUAACAUGAUCAUUGCACAAAUCGGAGAGAAACACGGAGAAUCUGGUUUCGCACAACUAUGGACUACAAAAUAUUCCCCAUCUACUUAUUUAGACUUGAUAUCGGAUGAGACUACUAAUCGAACUCUCCUCAGGUGGUUGAAAGCCUGGGACCCAUAUGUAUUCGGGACACCAGUACCUAAAACUCAAGUUAAGUCAAACCCGAAUCCAGGGCUGGUACCAUACAAGUCGAAUGAUAUUGAAGCUAAAGCUGGUGAAAUUAAUCCUCGUGAUGGACUACCUCUAUAUAGACUGGUGUUAAUUUCUGGACCUCCAGGUUUAGGAAAAACUACUCUUGCUCACUUGUUGGCACAGCAUGCUGGAUAUCAAGUAGUUGAAAUAAAUGCGAGCGAUGAUCGUAGUUUAGGUGUAUUACGUGAUCGUUUAACGGCAGUCGUUUCUAGUUCAACCAGUUUAAAUACGUCAAAGAAGACAAGUUUUGGUAAUCAUGGAACAAAGCUUAAGCCGUGUUGUUUGAUCAUGGAUGAAAUAGACGGAGCUAUGCCUGUAGUAGUUGAACUAUUAGCGAAUGCUGCGAAAAAUACUUUGUCGUCUAAUACUGAACGACAACAACAGCGAAAUAGACGUGCUAAUCCUCCAUUAGUUUUACGUCGUCCUGUUAUCUGUAUAUGUAAUGAUCUAUAUUCUCCAUCGAUUCGAGCGUUACGAGCUCCCGGAAUACCUUGCUUAACUAUACGUAUACCUAUUGUUGACUUAGGUCGAUUGGUUUCUAGACUUGAUUUAAUAACUAAAACAGAAGGAUUAUCUCUUGACAAGAUAACCCUUACACAAUUGGUAGAAAUGUCUGAUCGAGAUAUUCGUUCGUGUUUAAAUACAUUGCAAUUCUUGAAUUCAGUGAAAUCUUUAAGUAAUAAUAUAAACCAUAAAUCAGGUUGUUUGUCAGUGAAUGAUAUCUUAUCACUGUCCCAAUUUCAUAACGGUGGUCUGAAAGAUGUUCAGAAAAGUGUAUUUGAUGUGUGGAAAGCUGUAUUUACCAUUCCUUCAUCUCGUUUACUUUCAAAUCGAAGAAUAACCAGGUCUGAAUACAAUAAUAAUAAUAAUAAUAAUAAUAAUAAUACAAGGAGAAGAUAUGGUAAAAAUCAUGAUACUCAAUCUGCUAGACUAGCCUAUAUAAUGGACGUUACAGAAGCUUCUACUGAUCAUCAACAAAUCACACUGGGUAUAUUUGAGAAUUAUCUUUAUGGUCAUUUAAAGGAUGCUACCUUACGAGUAGCUUGUCAGGCAUCUGAGUGGUUUGUGUUUGACGAUUUGCUUAACACUUGUGUACAAACCAAAUCGAAUUAUUCACUCCUACGUUAUGCUAAUUUCUUGCCUUGCUGGUUUCAUAUGGCUUUAGCUACACCAUCAGGUCUUUUCAACAAAUUUACUACUGCUAAUAACACAUCAACCGGAAAUGUCAAAUAUGUAGGCGGUUUACGUUGGCCUUCUACUCCUUUGGAAACUGCUGCCACUCGUUCACAUUAUUUGGGAAUAUUGGAUCAGUUAUAUUCAAACCAAUGGAAUCUACCUCAAUGUAAAUCUGAUAAGUCUGUCAGUAAUUUUAACAGUUUUCGAUUUCUACCACGUCGUCAUUUUUUAUUAGAUAUGGCACCUACUUUAAUUACUCUUUUGAGUAUGAUCGCUUCCACUCUUCGGCCGUUGAGUGCACAGUUGUAUAGUCAACAUGAGAAAUUAGCGCUUGACAAUUUAGUCAAUUUAAUGUUAAAUCUUGGUUUGAAUUUGUUAGCAGAACAGGAUUCUGAGAGUAACGAAGUUCAAUAUCAACUUAAUCCGCCGUUAGAUCUUGUUGCUUGUUUCACAAAGACAAGUAGUUUGAAGUCACUUGGAUAUGCUACUAAACAGUUUAUUGCACGUGAGUUAGAAAUCGAAAGAGUUCGACGUUCUGAAUCAAUGAUUAAUCGAAAUGUCAGUAAGUCAGAAGCUUGUAAUGCCACCACCAAAUCGGAUUCCAAACCAUCACUCGAGAGUUUAAUGGAUACUGUAUCACAAAAAUCAAAACUUAUUGGUACAAAAAGUUCAAAGGUGAAAAAAGAUUUCUUUGGACGCAUAAUCAAUGAAAAAAUGAAUAUUUCUAGUACUGUGAAUACAACUGAAGAUUGCGGUGAGCAAAGAGAGUCCAUUGUCGACCGAGAUAUUUACUACCGCUUUAAGGAGGGCUACUCAAAUGCAGUCCGACGACCGGUUACUAUGAAAGAAUUCUUUUGCAGAGUAAAAUAUUUUGGAUUUCCACAAAUUGAUUCUUUUGUAUGUUUGUCGAAGAAUUGACAACUGCGAGUUGGGUCAACUAUAUAUAUAUCUUCAUUAUUAUGUAUGCAGUUGCAUAUGAGUUUCCUCAGGAUACUCAGUUAUUUUGUGAGAUUUCUCAUUUACAAUAGUAACCCAAUACAAUCAGUUUUCUCUCUGUUACUGUAUUUACACGUAUCGAUUCUAUGUAUGUAAUGGUCAGUGUUUUUAGAACUAGUUAUCACUUGUUCGUCUUAUUUUGUAGCUAACUUUAAAAUGAUUUAACAACUGAAUUUUAUAACUAUUUUCUGAAACGUAGCGGUUGCAGAGGAUUUACUCGAACUGUUUUGAUCCAGGCUCCCUAAUAAACAUCAUAAUGC